AUGUCUAGAGCUUUUUCGACCGCUCGUCAAAGUCUCGCGAAAUGGCUGGGGUACAAUAAAGAGCUACUGCCUAGUGACUUCAGGAAUGCCGCUGAGCGUUACUCCGAGAACGGUGCUGUGAAGAAAGUCGGCAAGAUCGAGUCCAUUGAGAUCUUGCAUCGCAACGACGGCAGCAGCCCUGUACACCAGUCUCACUUCAAUCGAAACGACAAGGCGCUGGUUAUCAGUGCCCGCAUUACACCGGCUGACGGUAGUCGACCUCGAACCCACCACAUCUAUGCAGAUGGUACUGGCACUAUCAAGAAAGGCGACAAGCGCGAGUAUUCGACGUCUUCCGGUCACAGAGCUUAA
This is a messenger RNA of Aspergillus brunneoviolaceus CBS 621.78, 351 nucleotides long. RefSeq lists its product as uncharacterized. The record is from RefSeq and is a predicted model, not a curated record. Lineage: Eukaryota; Fungi; Ascomycota; Eurotiomycetes; Eurotiales; Aspergillaceae. The transcript has 3 exons. Bases 1 to 351 code for a protein of 116 amino acids.